Molecule: messenger RNA, 2695 nt
Organism: Microdochium trichocladiopsis
Lineage: Eukaryota; Fungi; Ascomycota; Sordariomycetes; Xylariales; Microdochiaceae
Exons: 2
Coding region: 38-2563 (841 amino acids)
Biological process (GO): proteasome-mediated ubiquitin-dependent protein catabolic process; protein linear polyubiquitination
Cellular component (GO): ubiquitin ligase complex
Molecular function (GO): ubiquitin binding; ubiquitin-protein transferase activity; zinc ion binding
Source: RefSeq, a predicted model, not a curated record
GAAACCAGCGUCAAGUCAUUACAGGUUCAGCAUCUUUAUGGAGUUCCGAAGCCGCUUGCCGGAGAACGGCCCACCACAACCGGAUUGGCGGUCCGGUACACCCUGCCAAUUCUUUGCCCAGCGCCGCUGCCGUAAAGGCACCAGCUGCCCUUUCUCUCACGUAGAUGGAAACCAACGAUCGAUGGACGUUAUUACAAGUCCUACCACCGCUUGUCCUCCGAGCCAAGCCACGCCACAGGUGGAUUCGCGCUCAAGAAUUCCUUGUCGGUACCAGUUACGAGGCUCUUGUUCGAAAGGCGAGGAGUGUCCAUUUGCACACGACAUCCCUCAGGAUGUGACAGAGACUAUAGUGGAAGUGGAGGAAGGUUCGACGCCUGAGAGCUGGUGCCGGGAGCUCAAUGGCGCCUUGGUCAACUUCGGAGAUGGAGCCGUCGUGACCAAAGUGAGCUUUCGGUCUGACUUCUCCGCUGUCCGUAUCAGUCACCUACCUCAACAUACAACCGCGAGCUCGGUGGUUCAACUUCUUGCCUCGCUCGGCUUUGCCGUAUCGGAAGGCUGUGUUCGCAUUUCCGCGCUGGCGGAUGAUACGGACUGCAGUGCCGAUAUCAGGGUCGAAGACUCUCUGUUCGCCAAGAACUUUUGUGGUCUACCAGCAAUGAAAAGGCACGAUGCCCCGAGAGCGGUUCCGAUUAAUGCCCCGAUGCCCCAGACGACAAACUACCGCCGGGUCGAUUCGAAGAAAGUCUAUUGCUCAUGGCACAAGCCAACCAAGACAGCUUGGCUGAACUUUGGCAACGGAGACAUCGCCGCGAAGGUCGGCUCAAAAUUCUCGGCUGGCAUAUACAAGGUGCUCAAUCAAAGGGUCCAGUGCGAAGGGCCUACUCGCGGCGCAGGCAAUAGGAAUCAAUUAGCUUGGACCAUCAGGCUUUUAGACGUCCCAAAACUCGCCAAGAAAGAGCACGUCACGAGAGAUAUCCCUGCCGGAUUGGCUCCACGCCAUGUCGAGCUGAGUACCGCGACUUACGAUGUUGACCUACCAAUGGCAAACACGUUGAUCGAGUCAUUACUGCUUGAAGCUGGGCCAUUGGAGCGGUGGGAAGGGAGCCCGGAGAUGUCUGGGAAGCGCUUCAAGGCCAAGGCUCGGUUCUUGGACGAUGCGGAUGCGAGGCAGGCGGUCAAGCUGUUCCACAACAAGCCUCUGCCAUUCAACAACCAUGGCAAGCUAACAGUGCAGCUUGUGCACUCCGCAAGGCUUAAGAUCCCAACUCGCGUCUAUGAUGCUGUUGAACAAGAAAUAGCCGAUCAUAAGCAAGCCUGGGCGUCGCAGCAUUUGCUCUACACGGCAUAUCCUCCUACCCAAGGCCUCCGGGUCCUCAAGAUCGAGGGAGAAAUCGGGAGGGACGUCGCCAGCGCCAAGGCCACCUUGGAAAACAUUAUCGGCGGAGAAGUGAUGAUGAAGGACGGGAAAGCUGUGUGGGCGCCUUCCUUCGCCGCUCACGGCCGUGCUUAUCAAAUAAUGAAAAAACUUGAGCGCGAACUCGGCAUUCUUAUCGUCCGCGACAAACGCAGGUCUCAGCUUCGACUCCUAGGCCCUCGGCCGAGAUGCAACGAGGCGCAGUCGGCUCUCAUCGAGCUUGCCAAAGCCGACUCAUCCUCUAUCUUUGUCAUUGAGCUUGACACACAACAAUUCUCCCAGGCCUUUAAGGGGGGUUACCGUGCCGUCGCCGCGGCCAUCGGGGAUGACAAAGUCAUCUUGGACAUUGCAUCCAGUCCCCGGCGCAUUCUCGUGGCUGGAUCCGAGGCCGAUUUUAACGUUGCGCAAAAAAUCCUCCAUGGUGGGGAAGGGAUAUCAAGGGCAAAGUCAGAAACCGGCUCGAUCGGCGACUGCGCUAUCUGCUGGACGGAAGCCGAGAAUCCAGUACAUACGCCAUGCAAGCACGUCUACUGUGCCGGCUGCUUUGAGGACCUGUGUUUUGCUGGCGUCGACUCUGACCCUUGCAUCCGUUGCCAAGGCGACGCUGGCAGAUGCGACGAAGUGCUCCGCCUGACCGAGCUUCAGGCGCAUCUUUCAUCAGCAGCCUUGGAAGACCUUCUUGAGACCGCUUUCAGAAUCCACGUAACCCGCCAUCUGAACGAUCUGCGAUACUGCCCCACCCCAGACUGCGGGCAGAUGUACCGCGCGGCGAACGUAUCGGGGCACAGCGACGACGUAGCUGGGACCGGUCAAAGACCCUUGUUCAUAUGUCCUGCAUGCCUUGUGGCAGUAUGCAGAGUCUGCAAUGUCUCACACGAUGGUCUGACCUGUGCCGAGCAGCGAGACAGUGCAUCCGGCGGUUACGAGGCACUGCGGGCGGCCAAGGAGAAACUCGGCAUCAAGGACUGUCCCAAGUGUGGCAUCAUGAUCGAGAAGACCUUCGGUUGCAAUCAUAUGACCUGCUCGGCUUGUGGAGUCCAUAUCUGUUGGGUGUGCAUGAAGACUUUCCAGGAGGGGGAUCCGGUGUACGAUCAUAUGAACCGCGAGCAUGGUGGAAUCGGUGUGCAAUACUUCCCGGGCUUGGAUUAGGAAACGGGGCCUCGAGAAGGAAACUGGGAUGAGAGAAAAUUCAGCAAGCUGCCGGAGGGAGAAUGAAUUCGGUGCGAGGAGCUGAUUUGUUCCGAGGCACUGUACCUUGUUAGCGACCCUCCUUGGAGACUU